Molecule: messenger RNA, 441 nt
Organism: Botrytis fragariae
Lineage: Eukaryota; Fungi; Ascomycota; Leotiomycetes; Helotiales; Sclerotiniaceae
Product: putative o- protein
Exons: 2
Coding region: 1-441 (146 amino acids)
Source: RefSeq, a predicted model, not a curated record
AUGGCACAAACUAGAAUUGCGGAACUGGCCUCGAUCAUUUCGACUCAAACAACAAUUUUUGACGAGUACCUCCAGUCUCAUGGAAUCGCCUCGCCAUCCUUUGAUGUGAAUUAUAGCGAGACGCCUCAGAUUCCUAAGGAAAUUUCAGCCUCAAAAAACAUUAUUUUUGAGGCAACCGAAGAAUUGAACAGUCUCAUAGGGGGUCCUGUGGGAGUCCUCACCUCCAUGAAUAUUACGAUUUUGCCAACACUUCACGCGAUAUAUCGAUGGAAGUUAGCAUCAAGUUUUCCACUCCAUGGAGAAGCAUCUUUCUCUGAGGUUGCUGACACGGUCGGGGUACCUGAAGCGGAUAUUCGGCGUAUCAUCCGAAUGGCCAAGUCUCAUCGCCGAUCUGGCAAUGCCGAGUGCUGCCUUCGUCGUGGAAGUCUUCAAGGACCAUGA